AUGCUCCUGGUGGUCGUGGUGGUGCUGGUGGUGGAGCUCCCCGGAGCCCUGCAGAAGUGCAUCUUUGAUGAGGUCCAGGCUCAGAUCAGAGUGGUCAGAGCUGCGGGCGGCCCACCCGGCGAGCCCAGACUCGCAAAUCUCACCCAGCGGGAGCCUCCGCCCAUUUCUAGCCAACACACCAGUCAUCCAAGACGCCCCUCCACAGCCAAUCAGGAUCCAAAGCUGGACUACGAGAGAGGGAGGCAGCCUAUCGGAGACGGAGAAGGGAAGGCUGGAGGCGGCGGUGGAGGAGGCCGUGAGGACGGUGUCGUCUUUACUCUCAGUGACCAGAGGACCGGGCCCACUGCUGCUCAGAAGAGACGUCAACAAAUACUGCAAGUUUCUCUGGAAGAAUUCAAGCGCCAUCAACUACAACAGGUGCGGCAGAGCCGCCAGCAACUACAGAACCGAGACCUGUCUGGACGUGACUGUGAGUACCAGGUGAUUCACGUUCUUAACUUUCCAGCGCUGGAAGAAAACCCUCAGUUGUACGACCGCUGCCAUCGCCAGAUCCCAGACGACCACCUGGCCGGAUGUGACGUUUACCCUGAGGCUGACUCACCUCGCAGGAUCGUUCUGAGGCCCGAAGGCAAUGGCGUCCCCCACGCUGACUACCUGCUUUAUCUCCACGUGCAGGCCACCGACAAGUGUAGAGCGGAGCCUAGUGUGUUGGCCUACGCUGUCCACUGCCAGACGGACGCCCACGGGCGACCCGUGGCCGGGGUGGUGGUCAUCUGCAGGGACCGACUGACAGGAGCUACGUACAGCCACCAGACUACGGUACAGACCGUGAUUCACGAGGUGUUCCACGCCCUCGGUUUCUCCAAGGAUCUCUUCAGCACGUGGCGAGACUGUCCCUCCUCUUCUCAAGGUGGUGCUGGAUGUUCUCCUCGAGGUAAGGUGACUCACUCCGAUGGAUCGGGCCAGGUGAGGAUUUACACCCCGUCCAUCAUUUCGGCCCUGCAGGAGCAUCUGGUGUCCGCUGAUCGCGAACUGGGAGGCCCGUUAGAGAACCUGGAUGCGUCUCCAGGCAGAGCGUCUUCUCACUGGGAGUCCCGGCUGCUGCGGGGGUCCAUCAUGGCGGCGGUGCUGGGAGAGUCGACCACAGUCCGGAUCGACCCCGUCACCUUAGCUGCUCUACAGGACACGGGGUGGUACGCCGUCAACCUGAGCCGGGCACAGAGUCUGGUCUGGGGAAGUGGUGAAGGGGCCAAGUUUGGGUCCUUGUCAACUUGCCAAGACAACUCCUCAUCCUUUUUCUGCUCUGGCAGUGGACCAGGGUGUCACUUUCUUCACCUCCACAAGGGGGAGUGCCAGACUGAUCGAUACCUGGAGGGGUGCCGAGUGUAUAAACCCCUUAAAAACGGAAGUGAAUGUUGGAAAAAUGAAAAUGCCAAGUUUUUAUCUGCUGAAGUUGACUGGAGUGGGGAGAUUUUUGGCGCUGAGAGCCGUUGCUUCUUCUCCAGCCUGAUCAGACAGGGUCAGCUUCUUGGGCUCCACAGCUCUGUGCCGGGUCGAUGUUACAGACACAGGUGCACUGGACCCAACAGGUACCAAAUCCAGGUGGUUGGAUCAGGGUGGGUGGACUGUCCAGCAGGGGGCUCUGUUCAGGUGAAAGGAUACCAGGGUUUCGUCUUCUGUCCAGACAGGAGGUUAUGUCUGUACCCUGACGUCAAGCCUCCUUUAGGUGGCGCCAGCCCUUUUUCAGCUUGCAUCACAUGUGAUCCUGACACUCUAACUCCCACCCAGAACCUGUCCUGGCAUCUCAUCGCACCAGGACACGUUGUCUCCACAGCGCUCUGCUUCACUGCCGCUGUGUGUCUAGUGGCCGCACUGAUCGUGUCUUACAGAAAGUGGCGCUCCUGGGUGAUCAGAAUCAACGCCGUGGCCCCAGAGGAUCCAUAAAAAACAACAGUCAAUGAGACGGAAGCCACAGGUGGGACAGGCACGGACGGAGGGGCAGCCGGCGACCCCCUUCACAUCCCUAAAGACGGCUCCCGGGCAGGUUCUCAGAACUUCCAGUGACUUGUUGAAGCAGCCGUCAUUUGCGCAGCGG
Mugil cephalus (flathead mullet) is the source of this 2095-nucleotide messenger RNA. Its product is annotated as leishmanolysin-like peptidase 2. The record is from RefSeq and is a predicted model, not a curated record. The transcript is spliced from 15 exons. Gene Ontology annotation, molecular function: metalloendopeptidase activity. Gene Ontology annotation, cellular component: membrane; cytoplasm. Gene Ontology annotation, biological process: proteolysis; cell adhesion. NCBI's taxonomy places the organism in Eukaryota, Metazoa, Chordata, Actinopteri, Mugiliformes, Mugilidae. Bases 1 to 1944 code for a protein of 647 amino acids.